Messenger RNA from Drosophila kikkawai, 1275 nucleotides. It is a transcript of the gene Gr57a, whose product is annotated as Gustatory receptor 57a. Gene Ontology annotation, molecular function: sweet taste receptor activity. Lineage: Eukaryota; Metazoa; Arthropoda; Insecta; Diptera; Drosophilidae. The record is from RefSeq and is a predicted model, not a curated record. Gene Ontology annotation, biological process: male courtship behavior; sensory perception of taste; chemosensory behavior. Gene Ontology annotation, cellular component: membrane; dendrite; axon.
AUGGCCGUUUUGUACUUCUUCCGCGAACCGGAAACCGUCUACGACUGCGCCAGCUUCAUCUGUGGCCUCCAGUUCAUGAUGGGCUGCAGCGGUUUUAGUGGUCGAGGAUCACAGUUCAGGAUCAGCCGGUGGCGCAGGAUUUACUCCCUGGUGGUGACUGUUCUGACAUUACUAGGACUAUUCGGUUCUCUGAGUGUCCUCUUGGCCGCCGACGAUGUUCAAGAGCAACUAAAGCACGCCGACAAGCUGGUUCUGAGCAUCGCUGUCCAGGAACUGGCACUAUCCACAUUAGUGUUUGUGGCCACUGUCGCAUCCCUGCAGUUAGCAGCCCGUCGCCACUUGGGAAUCUACAAAAGAUUGGCCGCCUUGGAUCUCAAGCUGAUGCGGGACUUUGGAGCUAAUUUGAAUUACAGGAAAAUGCUGAAAAAAAACAUUGUGAUCCUGGCCCUGGUCAGUGUUUUGUACUUGGUGGCCAUUAACAGUGCCGCCAUACAAGUGGGCAGUAGUCACCGAGUCCUCUUUCUGAUCUCAGUCUUUUGCUAUGCCAUAGUUACGGGCGGACCCCACUUCACGGGCUAUGUGCACAUGAACUUGGCCGAAUUGCUGGGCAUUCGUUUCCGCCUGCUGCAGCAGCUGCUCCAUCCAGAAUUCCUGGAGUGGCGCUUUCCCCAGAAGCAACUGAGGGAAGUGCGCAUUCGACAAAUGGUGGUCAUGGUCCAGGAGCUGCUUUACCUUGUCCAGGAGAUUAAUGCUGUAUACGCUCUUAGCCUGUGGUCGGCCAUUGCCCACGAUCUGGCCAUGACCACCAGCGAGCUGUACAUCCUAUUCGGAAUGUCUGUGGGAAUCGGUGGAGGUGGAGCUGACCAGCAGGAGGAGGAAGAGGAGGAGGAGCAGGGCAUCAACUAUCGAAUGCUCGGUUACGUGGCCCUCUGCAUGGCCACUCCGCUCUACAAGCUGCUGAUCGCCCCUUUCUACUGCGAUCGAACCAUCCGCGAGGCCCAGCGAUGCCUCCGUCUUGUAGAGCAGCUGGACAACUGGUUCCCAAAGAUUGCCUCGCUCCGUCCAUUGGUCGAGUCCCUGAUGUGCUGGCGAAGGCAGGCCAGGAUUCAGUUCACCAGCGGCCUAGAUGUCGUUCUCAACAGGAGGGUUAUUGCUCUGUUCACCUCGAUCCUGGUCAACUAUUUGCUCAUCCUUAUCCAGUUUGCCAUGACCCAGAAGAUGGGUGAGCAAAUUGAACAGCAGAAAGUUGCUCUACAAGAUUGGAUUGGUUACUAA